Messenger RNA from Drosophila serrata, 528 nucleotides. RefSeq names its product Chemosensory protein A 46a (gene CheA46a). NCBI's taxonomy places the organism in Eukaryota, Metazoa, Arthropoda, Insecta, Diptera, Drosophilidae. The record is from RefSeq and is a predicted model, not a curated record.
AUGUCAUUCGGAUAUUUUCAGGCGUUGCUUAUACUUUCUUUCUCAAUUCUGGGAUAUGUCUGUACUGUGUACGAAUUUCGAUUACACACCUUUAAGCAACUGAAAGCAGAUACAGAGACACUGGUCGAGUUCAAUUUGCGACUCCUGGGUCGCCAGCGGGCGCUAAAUGGAACUAUUAAAUGCAACGCGGACAUAGGUGAUGAGUUUGUGUGGAAGAUUAGGAUCGAGCAACAUAUAAAUGGGGAUUGGAAGCCCAUUCCCAUUAAGAUGGAAGCUACAACCUGCCCGUUUCUUGAGCUUUUUUAUGGUAAAUACUGGGAUAUCCCGCCUUCGAGCACCAACCUGCCCAUGGGCAAGGAUGGCUGUCCGAUCAGAAAGGGUGAAUAUUAUUUAAAGAAUAUGUCCCUGCACUUGGAUAAUUGGAUGCAAUUUGGGAAAGAAGGCUUAAACAGAUGCAAGCUCACUAUAUCGAAAAAUGACAUAGUGCACGGUGGCUUUAUCGGUGUUGCAGUCCUUACAGAAAUUUGA